GCGAGCCUCAGCCUUGGGUUCGACACUGUUUGUAUGAGUGUGCCAGCAGGAUGUGCAUGCUUCUCCACACUUCCGUUGUGGAUGGCGCAGAUGGGUCGUGACGGAGCCCAGCCCGAACCAGUCGCCUCCAGUUCCUCACAGCCUGAUGCCAUCUCCCGGUGGAUGAAGCCAAAGCCAGGUCUUUGUGGGUCGAACGCGAGAUGAAGCCAUCAACGAGGCCUCAAACCCAUCCGCGGUGCGGCACACACGGGCGGCCCCACUCGACACGAGUGCGGUCGAAGCAUUUGGUGAAGAUGGAAGGAUGGUGAAGUGAUCGGGGAAGCGACCAGGUGCAUACAUCCAGGGUCAUCCAUUGCUACUUAAAUUUCUGAUACGAUUUGUUUAUGUGACGUGCUGGUGUUUUUCAAGCGUUUCCCAGAAAACGCUCGUUUGGUGAAAAAGAGGACGAGAGGUUUUGACAUCCCUUGAUGGUUGCCACUCCAUUCCACCCAGCCCUUCCCAGCACACAUGCAUGCACAUUCUUCCUCAUCGCGGAGCUCACUUGCCCGAGAUGCUGGCAUCCUUGGACGCGUACCACGUGGCACUGCCUUCUGGUUCACACAGAGGACUGCCAUCGAGGCUUUGUGGUUUUUGCCUCAUCGCGUUUCUUCGAUUUGCAGCUGUGGCUGCAGCAGCUGCCUGCUUUGCGGCAGCCUCUCGAUCCGCAGGCCGGCUCCUCCCAUUUUGGCUUGCAAUGCCAAGACAUCAGCGUUGUACUCUUGGCGCUGGAUCUCUGGUGAUAGAUGUCUUGCCCAACACCGCGGGCCUCCAAACUGGAAAGCUGAUGUGUCACCAUGGCAGUCAAUCACGCCUUCUCCUCCGUGGAGUGUGGAUUGGAGUAGGAGUUGGAGAUGUACCUGGCCAUGCUCGGUUGGUAGGCCAUUCCGGAACUUGAUGGAGCUGAACAUGGAUGCGCACACACACAGAGCGCACCUCACAUCCCCUGCCGCCAGUCUUCUAAACCAAAAUGGCUUGCAAGCUCAAAAAACGCUCGAAUUCUCAAAAAAAGGACGAGGCAUAAAUUCAAGAUACGAAAUGAAAUUUAAGCUCGAAGUUGUCAUUUAUGUAUCGAACAGGGGUAGGGUCAAGAACUUAAGGUACGAAGGAAGGUCCUGGAUAUCGUGAAUACUCUCCAUGAAAGAGAUCGAAGGUUCGGAGGUUCUUGGCUUGAAAGAAGUGACACCAUGUGACACCUAGGAAGGAUGAUUGGAAGAGCGACCCGUAGUAGAUGAUCCGAUCUUCCCAAAGACGACCCAAUGUUCUUUCCCUAGGCCUCCAGUCGUACCUUCUGAGAAGGUGUUUGGGGUGCGUUCGGAAGGUCCAAAGACCUGAGGAGGUACUUGGAGGUGUAGGGUUUAUGAUGCUGGGCCGGCUUUUUGGAAGUAUCAGGCCGGUGUGGAAGACCGGGACUUUACUUAUAAACCAAGAGAGCUGACAAAGACUCCUGUGAUCCUAGCUGGCCCAUCCUGGUCAGAUUGGAAGUUGCCCAUCCUGCAAAAUUUAGAAGCAGGAUGUUUUUGUCAAAAUGGGUGAAUCCCCUGCGUGGAAUAUGUGUGAUUCCCGUGUUUGAUUCGAUGUAAAUCUGACCACAGGGCAUCAUCCCUCGAUCAGAUCUGAUCCAUGUGCAGCGAAUCGAUGCGACGAAAAGCGGAUCUUUAGAGAGGGUCCUAUACACUCUCUCUCUCUCUAACUCAUAUGAGCCAACGUGGAGUG
Molecule: messenger RNA, 1752 nt
Organism: Durusdinium trenchii
Lineage: Eukaryota; Dinophyceae; Suessiales; Symbiodiniaceae
Source: the annotation of a GenBank genome assembly